AUGUCUCUCGGCAGACAUGCCUACAGGCAUGCAUCAUCAUCGUCUAAUAAUCUCCUCGAUCACGUCUGGAUCAGCGAGGACUUCCUAGCUUCCGCGUUCCGACGCUUCGCUAACGGCCAACGACGCUACGAGAGCCGCGUCCCGGGGCCAUUGGAGGCUCGACGACGACUCGCUAAGAGGAGGAAUACUGCCCUCGCUGGGAUUGCGGGGACGGGGCCGCUGGAUGAUAUUGCUUGUUUGUUUGGGCGCAAUGGGAGGGAACAUAUGAAAUGGACGACCACGACGGAGGGGAGGAAGGCGAAGGGUUCGCAUUUUUAUCAAUUGAGUUCGCCGUCGCCGUCGCCGCCGCCGCCGCCGAUUCCGUCCGCGUAUAAUGGGGAUGGUGCUAUUGAGGAUGAGUUUGCGUUGGGGAGGCCGUCACCUGGGAGGCCGGAUAUGCCGCCGGAUGGGCCUGAUGAGGUGUCGCGCGAUCAGUAUUUGAGGAGGCGGUUGAGAGAAUGUCGGACGGUCGAGGCUGUCAAGAGGGUUGUUCGGCAAUUGGAUGUUGAUCUUUUGCGAGAGCCGGGGUAUAGCCGUUUCAUAUUCGAUCACUUGUUGUCGUGUUCCAGGAGGGGAGAGUUGGGUGUUGACGAGCUUGUAUCGUUCCUGGACGACCCACAGCUUAAUAUUCGGGGAGCGAGGAAUUAUUUGACUGCGGUCGAGUAUAUCGCUUCGCGCGGGAUCAGGCAUGGGAAGUGGCAUCCACUCUUCGACAAUGUCGUUCAGGCUCUGGAGCUUGGGAUUGUUCCGCCUGACGAGUUGUGCGCUAUAAUAGAGGCUAUUGCGAAGGCAGCGCCGGCGAAGACUGAGAGAAAGAGGCAGUUCCCGGAUACGGUCACGGCAAUGUAUCAGGCGAUGUGGGAUGCAAUUGGACGAUGCGAUAUCUACGGGCACAGUGAUCUCGAUGAGGGGAUAGUUGAUGCGUGGCUUGGUGCUCUAUGGGAGAGGAACGUCUGCGACGAUUUGCCCUUGGCUAAAAGCAUACUCCUUGCUGCUCAGAGACUGGAGCCGGCAUGUUGCUCGUGGGCUACUCUGUUCUUGACGCGUUGGCUGGAGCUUCCUAAGAAGCUGCGAGUUGGCGCUGGUGAAGUCUACGCGAGUGAUAUACUGAGCAGUUUCAAGCCUGAUCUUGCAACAGCAGCUGUCAUAUCGACCACUGAAUUCUUGGCGUCGAACAAGAAAGAUCUACUCGGGCGGUGGCACAGCUGCUUAUUGCAGACUAAAGAUAUCCCGCAACUUGUUUCGUCAAAAGCAUGGCUUGAUGUUCGAUCGCGGGACGAUAUAACGGAGUCAAGUCUCUCGCUGCAACAUCAGAUCAUCUUACGCAUAUGGGCUCUACGAACUCUCAGCAAAGGUCUUUCCGACGGGCCUCUAUGGAGGAAGGAUGUACGAGCCACAGAUGUGCCUAUAAGACGCCUCUUCGGCCUCUGCGAGUCCAUCAACAAGAACGAAACCAGCGAAGACAUGCUAAGCAGUCUAAUGAAAGGCAUCCAUGAUCUGGGGCUACCAGCAAACGGCCUCCUAAUACUAGCUGUCGACAUGAAAGCCCGCAACACCCUCACGAAAUCGGCCCGUCGCACCCUGACCAACAUGGAAUCAUCAUCCAACAUCUCCUUCGCCAACAUCUUCGCCAACCUUGACGCCUACAACGCAAGCACCCCCCACUUCUUCGCCAAAUUCGAACAAAUGACCCGCCAAAUCGACAUCACCUCCCCCGACUUCAUCUCCCACGGUCUCGACCUCGCCAGAACCGGCGACUCUCGCAGCGUGUGGACACUCAUCCGCCUCCUCCGUUCCCACACCCCUCUUAAAAUCGCCCUCUCCAAAUCAUGGAUUCCUAUCCCCGACCCCUCAGAAAAAGCUCUCGUGCGCUACUACCCCGAGCCCAGAACCAGCGACUGCCCGGACCCGCACGCAGCUCUCGAAAUGAUCCACCUUCUUGCCGUGUCACUCGCGUGCUCGAGGCGCCUGAGCCCACGCCGUUCUUACAGUCUCGUGCAUUGGCUGUAUGUCUUCCUGGUGAAGCAUAAUGCGCCUGUUAAGCCGGCGAUUGCACGUGCUUUGUAUCAUGCUGGUGUUGAGCGCUUUCGGCGGGAGGGGUUGCGUGUUUCGCUCACGCAGUAUGCGUAUAUCUAUGACGUUGUGGAGGAGGUUGAAGGGUCUGAUGUCGUUGAGAAUCUUAUGGAGCCGCCGAGGAUUGGACAUCGGUUUUCGGGGGGUGAAGAAGGGGAGGCUUGUUCUGAGUGA
Molecule: messenger RNA, 2286 nt
Organism: Aspergillus niger
Lineage: Eukaryota; Fungi; Ascomycota; Eurotiomycetes; Eurotiales; Aspergillaceae
Exons: 2
Coding region: 1-2286 (761 amino acids)
Source: RefSeq, a predicted model, not a curated record